This is a messenger RNA of Mus pahari (shrew mouse), 15590 nucleotides long. RefSeq names its product calcium voltage-gated channel subunit alpha1 E (gene Cacna1e). The transcript has 50 exons. Gene Ontology annotation, cellular component: membrane; voltage-gated calcium channel complex; neuronal cell body. Gene Ontology annotation, molecular function: high voltage-gated calcium channel activity; calcium ion binding. NCBI's taxonomy places the organism in Eukaryota, Metazoa, Chordata, Mammalia, Rodentia, Muridae. Gene Ontology annotation, biological process: chemical synaptic transmission; calcium ion import across plasma membrane. Bases 462 to 7847 code for a protein of 2461 amino acids. The record is from RefSeq and is a predicted model, not a curated record.
CCUGCUCCACACAGCUCUCUGGGGCUGCGCUGCCUGGACAGAGAAAUUUCUCCUCCGUUUGGAUAUCCUCCCGUCUUCUCGUCUCCUUCGUUAUUUAUUUCCCCAGCAGCCUCCUCUGAAGGGGCAAGUGUGAAAGUCUUUCUGAUUGCCAGAAAUUUCUUUUGCACCGUGUGGGCAGGAGACAGAUUUUUUUUUUCUCCCCCGUCCCCAGAACUGUCUCUUUCCCUCAUUUAUUAAUUUUGCUUUCCGUUUCUUUCCUUCCCCUGUGCAUUUUCUGUAGACUUUAUCUUCUUUCCCCUUCAAUUUUACCACCUCCCUCUUUUCCUUCCUCUCCUUUCCUCCCGUCCCCUCCCCCCACCCUUUGCUCUUUUAAGAUAAUUCAAUGAUGCUUCGGGAUUACUAGCGCACCCUCCUUCAGCUGAGCGCGGGACUCUGCUUUAAUUCAAGAGCAAUGUUCUGUGAUGGUGCCCGAGAUGCGUGGACUGAGCCCAGGCCGAAGGCUGCCCGAGCCCACCCUGUGCCCGGCUACAGGAGGGAGCCCUGAGCCCGGGGCUGCUGGCAGGCGCCGCCACGUCCUGGCUCUGCCUGAGGAGGAGGCAUGGCGGCCGCAGCAGUGCGCCCUGCUCGAGGCCGAUGCCUCCGACGAGGUGGGCAUGUUGCCUGCUUCCCCGCGCUCCGCGGUGGCCGGCUUCGACAACUUCUUCCCGGUGCAGGAGGGCGAGGGCCCGGGCUGGGAGGGCAGCACCACGCUGGAUGCAGGCUCCAGCCCCUUCCUCCCUGUGAGCCCAGAGGUCAUGAAGCGGAGGCGAGGGGGGCUCAUCGAGCAGCGGGACAUCAUCAAAGCCCACGAGGCACACAAGAUGCAGAGCACCCCGCAGGCCCGGCGCAAGGAGUGGGAGAUGGCUCGCUUCGGGGAGGCGGUGGUCGUUGGCAGGCCAGGCUCAGGCGAUGGAGACUCGGACCAGAGCAGGAACCGACAAGGAACCCCCGUACCGGCCUCGGGGCCGGCGGCCGCCUACAAGCAGUCAAAAGCGCAGAGGGCGCGGACUAUGGCUUUGUACAACCCCAUACCAGUCCGGCAGAACUGUUUCACGGUCAACAGAUCCCUGUUCAUCUUCGGAGAAGAUAACAUUGUCAGGAAAUACGCCAAGAAGCUCAUCGAUUGGCCGCCAUUUGAGUACAUGAUCCUGGCCACCAUCAUUGCCAACUGUAUCGUCUUGGCCCUGGAGCAGCAUCUUCCUGAGGAUGACAAGACCCCAAUGUCUCGAAGACUGGAGAAGACAGAACCAUAUUUCAUUGGGAUCUUCUGCUUUGAAGCUGGGAUCAAAAUUGUGGCUCUAGGGUUCAUCUUCCAUAAGGGUUCAUACCUUCGUAAUGGCUGGAAUGUCAUGGACUUUAUCGUGGUCCUUAGUGGCAUCCUGGCCACUGCGGGAACCCACUUCAACACCCACGUGGACCUUCGGACCCUCCGGGCUGUGCGUGUCCUGAGGCCUUUAAAGCUGGUGUCAGGAAUACCUAGCUUGCAGAUUGUGCUGAAGUCUAUCAUGAAGGCCAUGGUGCCUCUUCUGCAGAUUGGCCUUCUGCUCUUCUUUGCCAUCCUCAUGUUCGCCAUCAUUGGCUUGGAGUUCUACAGUGGCAAGUUGCAUCGAGCAUGCUUCAUGAACAAUUCAGGUAUUCUAGAGGGAUUCGAUCCUCCUCACCCGUGUGGUGUUCAGGGCUGCCCGGCUGGUUAUGAAUGUAAGGACUGGAUCGGCCCCAAUGACGGGAUCACCCAGUUUGACAACAUCCUUUUUGCCGUGCUGACUGUCUUCCAAUGCAUCACUAUGGAAGGGUGGACCACUGUGCUGUACAAUACCAAUGAUGCCUUAGGAGCCACCUGGAACUGGCUGUAUUUCAUUCCUCUCAUCAUCAUCGGAUCCUUCUUUGUUCUCAACCUCGUCCUGGGAGUGCUUUCUGGGGAAUUUGCCAAAGAAAGAGAGAGAGUGGAGAACCGAAGAGCGUUCAUGAAGCUCCGGCGCCAGCAACAGAUUGAGCGCGAGUUGAAUGGCUACCGCGCCUGGAUAGACAAAGCAGAGGAAGUCAUGCUUGCUGAAGAAAAUAAAAACUCGGGAACAUCAGCCUUGGAAGUGCUUCGAAGGGCAACCAUCAAAAGGAGCCGGACGGAGGCCAUGACCCGAGACUCCAGCGAUGAGCACUGCGUUGAUAUCUCUUCAGUGGGCACACCUCUUGCCAGAGCCAGUAUCAAGAGCACAAAAGUAGACGGGGCCUCCUAUUUCCGGCACAAGGAACGGCUUCUGCGCAUCUCUAUCCGCCACAUGGUCAAGUCCCAAGUCUUUUACUGGAUCGUCCUGAGUGUUGUGGCUCUUAAUACUGCCUGUGUGGCCAUUGUUCAUCACAACCAGCCACAAUGGCUCACUCACCUCCUCUACUAUGCAGAAUUUUUGUUUCUGGGACUCUUCCUGUUGGAGAUGUCCCUGAAGAUGUACGGCAUGGGGCCACGCCUUUAUUUUCACUCAUCCUUCAACUGCUUUGAUUUUGGGGUCACAGUGGGCAGCAUCUUUGAGGUCGUCUGGGCAAUCUUCAGACCUGGAACAUCUUUUGGAAUCAGUGUCUUACGAGCUCUCCGGCUCCUAAGGAUAUUUAAAAUAACCAAGUAUUGGGCAUCCCUCCGGAAUCUGGUUGUCUCCUUGAUGAGCUCCAUGAAGUCUAUUAUCAGCUUACUCUUCCUCCUCUUCCUCUUCAUCGUUGUCUUUGCUCUCCUGGGAAUGCAGCUCUUUGGAGGCAGGUUUAACUUUAAUGAUGGAACUCCUUCAGCUAAUUUUGACACCUUCCCUGCAGCUAUCAUGACAGUGUUCCAGAUCCUUACAGGGGAAGACUGGAAUGAGGUGAUGUACAAUGGCAUUCGCUCCCAGGGUGGGGUCAGCUCAGGCAUGUGGUCUGCCAUCUACUUCAUUGUGCUCACCUUGUUUGGAAACUACACGCUGCUGAAUGUCUUCUUGGCCAUUGCGGUGGACAAUCUGGCCAAUGCCCAGGAGCUGACUAAGGAUGAGCAGGAGGAAGAAGAAGCCUUCAACCAGAAACAUGCACUGCAGAAGGCCAAGGAGGUCAGCCCAAUGUCUGCUCCCAACAUGCCUUCCAUUGAAAGAGACAGAAGGAGAAGACACCACAUGUCGAUGUGGGAGCCACGCAGCAGCCACCUGAGGGAGCGGAGGCGCCGGCACCACAUGUCUGUGUGGGAACAGCGCACCAGCCAGCUGAGGAGGCACAUGCAGAUGUCUAGCCAAGAAGCCCUCAACAAAGAGGAGGCCCCACCGAUGAACCCCCUCAAUCCACUCAACCCACUGAGUCCUCUCAACCCCCUCAAUGCUCACCCCAGCCUCUAUCGGAGGCCCAGGCCCAUUGAGGGCCUAGCCCUGGGCCUGGGUCUUGAAAAGUGUGAAGAGGAGCGCAUCAGCCGUGGGGGUUCCCUCAAGGGGGACAUAGGGGGUCUGACCAGCGCCCUGGACAACCAGAGGAGCCCCUUGUCCUUGGGCAAACGAGAGCCACCGUGGCUGCCUAGAUCCUGUCAUGGAAACUGUGACCCAACCCAGCAGGAGGCUGGGGGAGGAGAGACUGUGGUGACUUUUGAGGACCGGGCCAGGCACAGGCAGAGUCAGAGGCGAAGCCGGCAUCGCCGAGUCAGGACUGAGGGCAAGGAGUCUGCCUCUGCCUCCCGAAGCAGGUCUGCCAGCCAGGAGCGGAGUCUGGAUGAAGGGGUGUCCAUCGAGGGGGAGAAGGAACAUGAGCCUCACAGCAGCCACAGGAGCAAAGAGCCGACCAUCCAUGAAGAGGAGAGAACCCAGGACUUAAGGAGGACCAACAGUCUGAUGGUACCCAGGGGCUCUGGACUGGUAGGGGCUCUUGAUGAAGCAGAAACACCUCUAGUCCAGCCCCAACCAGAGCUGGAAGUGGGGAAAGAUGCAGCUCUGACAGAGCAGGAGGCUGAAGGCAGCAGUGAACAAGCCCUUCUUGGGGAUGUACAGCUGGAUGUGGGCCGGGGCAUUAGCCAGAGUGAACCGGACCUCUCCUGCAUGACAGCCAACAUGGACAAGGCUACCACAGAGAGCACCAGUGUCACAGUCGCCAUCCCUGAUGUGGACCCUUUGGUGGACUCAACAGUGGUGAACAUUAGCAACAAGACGGAUGGAGAAGCCAGUCCCUUGAAGGAGGCAGAGACUAAAGAGGAAGAAGAAGAGGUGGAGAAGAAGAAGCAGAAGAAGGAGAAGCGGGAGACUGGCAAAGCCAUGGUGCCCCAUAGCUCUAUGUUCAUCUUCAGCACCACUAACCCGAUCCGCAGGGCCUGCCACUACAUUGUGAACCUACGCUACUUUGAAAUGUGCAUUCUCUUGGUGAUUGCGGCCAGCAGCAUUGCCCUGGCAGCUGAGGAUCCUGUCCUAACUAACUCGGAGCGUAACAAAGUCCUGAGAUAUUUCGACUAUGUUUUCACAGGAGUGUUUACCUUUGAGAUGGUUAUAAAGAUGAUAGACCAAGGCUUGAUCCUGCAAGAUGGAUCGUACUUCCGAGACCUCUGGAACAUCCUGGACUUUGUGGUAGUAGUUGGUGCAUUGGUAGCAUUCGCUCUGGCGAACGCUUUGGGAACCAACAAAGGGCGGGAUAUCAAGACUAUCAAAUCUCUGAGGGUACUUCGAGUUCUGCGGCCACUGAAAACCAUCAAGCGCUUACCCAAGCUGAAGGCUGUGUUUGACUGCGUGGUGACCUCCUUGAAGAAUGUCUUCAACAUACUCAUUGUCUACAAGCUCUUUAUGUUCAUCUUUGCCGUCAUUGCUGUUCAGCUAUUCAAAGGAAAGUUCUUUUAUUGCACCGACAGUUCCAAGGACACAGAGAAGGAGUGCAUAGGCAACUAUGUAGACCAUGAGAAAAACAAGAUGGAGGUAAAGGGCCGGGAAUGGAAGCGUCAUGAAUUCCACUAUGACAACAUCAUAUGGGCUCUGCUGACCCUCUUCACUGUCUCCACGGGGGAAGGAUGGCCUCAGGUUCUGCAGCACUCUGUAGACGUGACAGAGGAGGACAGAGGCCCAAGUCGCAGCAACCGCAUGGAGAUGUCCAUCUUUUAUGUGGUCUACUUUGUGGUCUUCCCUUUCUUCUUUGUCAAUAUCUUUGUGGCUCUCAUUAUCAUCACCUUCCAGGAGCAAGGGGACAAGAUGAUGGAGGAAUGUAGCCUGGAGAAGAAUGAGAGGGCAUGCAUCGACUUCGCCAUUAGUGCCAAACCUCUUACCCGCUACAUGCCACAGAACAGACACACCUUCCAGUACCGUGUGUGGCACUUUGUAGUCUCUCCAUCCUUUGAGUACACCAUCAUGGCCAUGAUUGCCUUGAACACUGUCGUGCUGAUGAUGAAGUACUAUUCUGCUCCUUGCACCUAUGAGCUCGCCCUAAAGUACCUGAACAUUGCCUUCACUAUGGUGUUUUCCCUGGAAUGUGUCCUAAAGGUCAUCGCUUUCGGCUUCCUGAACUAUUUCCGAGAUACCUGGAACAUCUUUGACUUCAUCACGGUGAUCGGCAGUAUCACAGAAAUUAUCCUGACAGACAGCAAGCUGGUGAACACCAGUGGCUUCAAUAUGAGCUUUCUGAAGCUCUUCCGAGCUGCACGGCUCAUAAAGCUUCUGAGACAGGGCUACACAAUCCGCAUCUUACUGUGGACCUUCGUGCAGUCCUUUAAGGCUCUCCCCUAUGUCUGCCUUCUGAUUGCCAUGCUUUUCUUCAUCUAUGCCAUCAUUGGGAUGCAGGUGUUUGGAAACAUAAAGUUAGAUGAGGAGAGUCAUAUCAACCGGCACAACAACUUCCGAAGUUUCUUUGGGUCCCUCAUGCUGCUUUUCAGGAGCGCCACUGGGGAGGCUUGGCAGGAGAUUAUGCUGUCCUGUCUGGGUGAGAAGGGCUGUGAGCCUGACACCACCGCACCGUCAGGGCAGAACGAGGGUGAGCGCUGUGGCACUGACCUGGCCUACGUUUAUUUUGUCUCCUUCAUCUUCUUCUGCUCCUUCCUGAUGCUCAACCUGUUCGUGGCUGUCAUCAUGGACAACUUUGAGUACCUUACUCGAGAUUCCUCCAUCCUGGGGCCUCACCACUUGGAUGAAUUUGUCCGUGUCUGGGCAGAAUAUGACAGAGCAGCAUGCGGCAGGAUCCCGUAUAAGGAUAUGUACAAAUUAGUGCGGGUGAUCUCGCCUCCUCUGGGCCUGGGAGAGAACUGCCCCUACAGGGUGGCUUGCAAGAGGUUGGUCCUGAUGAAUAUGCCAGUGGCCGAAGACAUGACAGUUCACUUCACCUCCACACUUAUGGCUCUGAUCCGGACGGCUCUGGACAUUAAAAUCGCCAAAGGUGGCGCAGACAGACAACAGCUAGACUCAGAGCUACAAAAAGAGACCCUGGCCAUUUGGCCUCACCUGUCCCAAAAGAUGUUGGAUCUGCUAGUGCCCAUGCCCAAAGCCUCUGACCUGACUGUGGGCAAGAUCUAUGCAGCAAUGAUGAUCAUGGACUACUAUAAACAGAGUAAGGUAAAGAAACAGAGACAGCAGCUGGAAGAACAGAAAAAUGCACCCAUGUUCCAGCGCAUGGAGCCCUCAUCACUGCCUCAGGAGAUCAUUGCUAAUGCCAAAGCCCUGCCUUAUCUCCAGCAGGACCCUGUUUCUGGCCUGAGUGGUCGGAGUGGAUACCCUUCAAUGAGUCCACUCUCCCCUCAAGAAAUAUUCCAGUUGGCUUGUAUGGACCCAGCGGAUGAUGGACAGUUCCAGGAACAGCAAUCUCUGGAGCCAGAGGUUAGUGAAUUAAAAAGUGUGCAGUCCUCUAACCAUGGCAUCUACCUUCCUCCGGACACCCAGGAGCAUGCGGGAUCUGGGAGGGCAUCCUCUAUGCCACGUCUGACUAUGGAUCCCCAGGUGGUAACAGACCCUAGCUCUAUGCGACGUUCCUUUUCUACAAUUCGGGAUAAGCGUUCAAACUCCUCCUGGUUGGAGGAGUUCUCCAUGGAACGCAGCAGUGAAAACACUUACAAGUCACGGCGCAGAAGUUACCAUUCCUCCCUGAGGCUGUCGGCACACCGCCUGAAUUCUGACUCCGGUCACAAGUCUGACACCCACCGAUCAGGAGGCAGGGAGAGAGGCCGAUCCAAAGAACGAAAGCACCUCCUCUCUCCAGACGUCUCCCGCUGCAAUUCUGAGGAGCGAGGGACCCAGGCUGAGUGGGAGUCCCCAGAACGUCGCCAGUCCAGGUCACCCAGUGAAGGAAGGUCACAGACCCCCAACAGACAGGGUACUGGUUCCCUAAGUGAGAGUUCCAUCCCCUCUAUUUCCGACACCAGCACCCCAAGACGAAGUCGUCGCCAGCUCCCACCUGUGCCACCAAAGCCUCGUCCCCUCCUCUCCUACAGCUCCCUGAUGAGACACACUGGAGGCAUCUCUCCACCUCCUGAUGGAAGUGAGGGUGGAUCCCCACUGGCCUCUCAAGCUCUGGAGAGCAACAGCGCUUGCCUGACCGAGUCUUCCAACUCCUUGCAUCCGCAGCAGGGCCAGCAUCCUUCCCCACAGCACUACAUCUCCGAGCCCUAUCUGGCCCUCCAUGAAGACUCCCAUGCUUCAGACUGUGGCGAGGAGGAGACACUCACCUUUGAGGCAGCCGUAGCCACUAGCUUGGGCCGGUCCAAUACCAUUGGCUCUGCACCACCCCUACGGCACAGCUGGCAGAUGCCUAAUGGGCACUAUCGGCGGCGGAGGCGUGGGGGGCCUGGGCCUGGCAUGAUGUGUGGAGCUGUCAGUGACCUCCUGAGUGACACGGAAGAAGAUGAUAAGUGCUAGAGGCUGCCAUCCCCUCCGAUGCAUGCUCUUCUCUCACAAGGAGAAAACCAAGACCAAAUUGGGAAGCCAGUGCGGCCCGGGGGGGAGGAAGAGGGAGAAGGAAGAUGGAGAAAGGACACCAAUGCAUCCUCCGAGAAGAGGAAGGAAAAGACAGAUGGAAAACCAGUCGAACCCACCAAUUUGGAUUAUUUCCCUUUGCAACAUGGGCACUGCCAUAGUCCUGCCUCUCUGCUGGGGAAACAAACAAACAAACAAGAAUGUGUGUGGGGGGGUUAUCCCCAUGGGAGAAGGGACAUGAAGGUGGCUUGGCUUCCGUUGCCCCUUCCCACUUUUCUAUAAGCUGCGGCAGGAUCUGGCCGACCUGUGUCUAAGCUCAUUGCCCUGAGCAGCUGGGAAGACUUUCCAGCAUCUUAAUGAGGGAAGAGUUGAAAUAGCAGGGGAAGAAUCUCCUCACCAGCUCUUGCACUUUGGCUGUCCCCGGGGCAACCGCAGCAGCAUCUCAUGCAUUAUCUUGGGGCUUGCUUUCCCCAAAGAGACACAUGCUAAAUCAGGAGCACUGGAUGCUAGUGGGAGAUGGGAGGGAGGGAGAGAAGGGCCGGAGUAGAAGGGCCCAAGGUGCUGUAGCAACAGCAGCAAGGGCUGGUCUGGGUGAGAAAAGCCAUAGCCCAGCAGCGUGUACCAUGAAGGUGAGGGUCAAAGAAACAGAACUGGAGGUGCUGGUGGGUACAGUCCUAGACUCUGACAUUUGUAACUCACACAGUAGGUGCUGUGGUAGGUAGGCUAGAUAAGGAGGUUCUCUGGGGCCCACAAAGGUGCCUGUAGCUCUUGUAAGGGUAAUAUUAACUCCAAUAGCAAGGGCCCCAACCCCAGAAGGGUUCAGCCACAGUAUGGGAACUCCAUGCAGUUCUCCGCCUUGGCCCUUUAGAUACUAGUCAGAGGGAACCCCCAACAGUAGGGGCAAGGUAGAUGGGGAGACUUAAGGCACUCUAAGCAGACUCAGCUUUCCAACAAACAUAAAAGGAACUCAAUGUUGGUGGCAGGGCUGUGACCGCAGUGGGCUGGAGGCAGUCAGCAGGCCUCUGUCAGGUAGCAAGGCUAGUGCUAAGUCAAGCCCAGAAAGGCCAGGUAUUAGCAACUACAUGCUCUCUGCCACUUCUCCAAAUGGACAGGGGACACAUAUCAGAGGGGGGGGGGGGUCACUGCGUAUUGACUUCUCUAAAGAUGAGAAAGCCUGGUAGACUGAAACAGGAAUUUUCCCAAAGGGCAUCAGUCUAGGGGAUCCCCUGUGAGGAGAAGUCCUUGAGCCUGAAGCUCAUGCAGCUUGGUUUGGGGUUUGGGGAGUCAGUUGGUGAAGAUGCUUUAAGAUACUUAAGUAACUAUACCUCAGUUUUGACCUGAGCUGCUGAUUUUAGUAAAAUAGGCUCUGAUGUGGCUCCCACUAUCUGAAUGUUCCCUGGCCAGGCUUGGGUUCCAUCCCUCCCCAGAGUAAAGGAUGGGUCAGGCCGCUGAGUCAUUCCUAAUCCCCCAAACCAGAAACACCAAGGGAACUUAGGGCCCUUCCUCAAGCACUUCUAUCAAUAAUGCAGCCAAAAGCUCCAUUCUGUGGAAUGCACCCCCCUUCCUUAAGCUUCUCUCUAGUAUCAUCAGGGUGGAUGAACAGAUACCUGGGAGCAGGGUGCUGGGCAGGACUGCCCUCCCUGGCUUCUGCACAGAACCCUCUCCAGUGAGACUGGAGACCGUCACACUGAAAGCUCAGUGGAUCGAGUCUUUAUCCUCUUCUAGACUAGGCAGAGUCUUUUUGGGACUCUUGUGUAGGAGCAGCAUUUCUUAGAAGAAAAUUCUCUUUUCAUAUGACAUUUCCUUUCUAUUCUUCUGUCCCACUCUUUCUAACGCUGGGCUGACACCGCAGCAGCAGCAGCUCUGAAAAGCCAAGUUCAUCCUCGUGGCCACAGUCAUCUGCCACAGUCUGCCUUCUCUUUCAAGUAUUGAUGGAGCUUUCAUGAACCAUGGUCAGCCCCAAACCAAAGUAGUCCCAUGACAGGUGACCGAGGCCAACCUAAGGCCUGUCAACUCUCAGAUCCUCCUCUUCCACCUCCAUUGUCCUCUCCCUGUGUGCUCAGGGGCAGCUAAGAAUACAAGCAUGAUCCUAAGGGACGUAUGUGAUUGUUACAUAAGACGGAUGCUGGGACUUGUGUUGUUUUAAAGGUUUUCUCUGCUCAGCCUCAUUCCAUGCCAAAGUGCUGCUAUAGGCCUCUUUGUGUGCACAAAAUUGCUUCCCACUAUAUUGGACAUGCAGUUUUCCUUAGGGGAAGCCUGCAACAGGAUGGCCAUUCUGAGCCAGCAAGCCUGUUGGAUGGUUGUUUGUGAAAGUCAACUGCAGAGAUAUAGCAUUACCAUCCCUAUAAUUGGAGAAAUGUGGGCUGGCAGCACAAUGACCAGAUAUGGAAUUUACCUGCAAAGGAUAGUAUCAGUAAAUUCGUGCGCGCGCGCGCACACACACACACACACACAUACACACACACACACUUGGACACAUACACAGCAUUGUAAAGAUACCAAGUAUUAUAUCUGUGGUCACUUAACUGAUCACAUAGUUUAUUUUUUAGCACUGGUGAACUUAUAAACAUUUCUUUGUUCAACUUUCCCUGGGUUUCUUUUAUCUUGGACACCACUUACCCUUCAUUAAGACCAGAACAUAGAAGAAUUUUUAUUAAGCCACAAACACAUUAUUAUAAUAGUCUCUAGUUUCCUACUGCCUCUUAAUAAACUUGAAUGCCAACCUCCUUCCUUGUAGCUGACCAGAGCUUUCCCUCCUAGCUAUCAGAGCCCGUAUCUUUCUCUUUAAAGGGAAGCUGCUUCCUCAAAGCCCAUGCUUCUCCUUGUAUCUUCCGGUACAUAGCAUGACUCUGGGUGCGGAAAGUCUUCUUGCAGAAUUCUUUAGUCAGAUAUCUCAUUACCCUGGCAAAAGUAUUUGGUCCUCAUCACCUCAAAACAAGAGAGAGGAGAAGAGGGGGCAUGAAAAGCAGACGCCAGGCAGGGAGGUGGUGUGACUAUGCUUGUGUUUGGGCAUGCCUUUCCUCUUAAGGUUCCAGACAGCUUGUCAUGUCCCUACCUUCCUAUCUGCAGGAAGGUACAGCAGCCUUCAGAAGGAUAGGAGGUUCAAGCCAAUGUGCCCUGUGUGUCAGGAAAACCACAUGCCCAUGAAGGGAUGGUACCCUCUAGUACCACCAGGCUCUACAUGAGCCAUAAUGACAGGUUCCAAGGGGAGGGAGUUAUACCACACUUCUACCAGAGGAAUCAAAUUUAACAGAAGUUUUUUCACUUCUGGUUCCAGCUUGUUUCAGAUGUUCUGAACAUUUUUCUCCCUUCACUCUGAGGCCACACCAAGAAUACCCCAUAUCCCAGCCUUUAGGCAGCAUCUCCCUUUCCCACCUACAUCCAUAACCCCCCACCACAGAUUCUUUGUGUGAACUGGAGUGCCCCUUGGCCUUCCAGUCUGGUCUUUGUUUUGCUGCAUGUUAGCACAUCCUGAGAUGGCUAAAUCCAAGUGAAUGUGAUGCAGUAACUGCUUCUGCCAUGCUGUUAGGAAAUGGUUCCUUCUCAUGAAGCAUUGUCUGAAGCUCACCGGGUGAGCCUCACAAGACCAUUCCAAGUGAACUGUAAAAGAGUACACAGGUCUGUGUACCUAAUAAAGGCUUACUACAGAGACACUAGGUCUCUUUGGUAUAGUGGAACAAUUUUUUUAAGUAAUUUCGAUUUAUUUUUAAACAUGGAUAUUUUAUGUUACAUUUCUUUCUGAAGCCUGUAAUGUCUGUUUCUUUUCUUUUCUUUCCUUUUUCUUUUUCUUUUCUUUUCUUUUGGAUAGAAUAUCUAGGUAGGUGGAGCAGGGAGUUGGGAACUUUCUCACUCAGCUCUGUUAUAACAUUGACAAAGUUGAAGUUCUAUGUAAAGGAAAGGUGGACAGUGGGAGGGAAUCAGAUUGUCUCCUGAUGUGCAGAGAUUGUUCUGAGACUUGAAAGAACUUUCACUGCAGUUACCCCUAUAACAGGGUCAUAUCUGUCAUGAUUUGAAAAACCUUCCCCAAGGCCUGAGGCUAGUGAGGCAAAGCAGCCUAUUCCUUGGGAAGGAUUCCCUCUCCCACCCAGUCUGUGUAUGUUCUUCCCUCCUGGCCCCCAGAGCAUUGCAUACUCCAAGAGAAACGGGGGAAUACUUUAUGAAACAGGCAGAAGAGGGUCAGCUGACCCCAUGUAGGUGAGCAGUCACAGUGUGAUGGGUUAACACCAGACAAGAACCUGUAAGGAAUCUGGUGCAAUUCAGAUGUGUUGUCUUUAAAUAUCUCCACAUGGAGAAUCUUCUUUUAACAAAAGCUAAACAAAAUUAACUUAGGGGUUAUGACCCAACUCUUCUAUAAAUAUGAUCAGAGGCAGCCAUGUUAAGUGCUGCCUGUACCAGUAAGUAGCCUUUUGCAGUUUUUCCUCUCUGAUCCACCCAGAACAUCCUAGCCAGGCCUGUCCCAAACCGCAGCAGCUGAUACCUUCCCCAUUGGCCAAAGACUGCUAGGGUGUUUUGUCAGCUGUCACAGGGUAAACCCAUAGUACAUAGAUGUACUACAUGAGGAGAAAGGUCUAGAAAAAAAUAAUCCUGUUUGCUUUCUGGCAGCCAUCUUUUCCUUUCCAUGAAUCUUUUUUGUGUUUUGGGUUUUUUCCCCUUAAUUAAUUUGGUCUGUGUCAUGUGUAUCCCAGAGAAGUCACAUGACACCAAGAAUAACAAAUUCACAAAUUGGUCCAACCUACUCCAAGGAUCUAGAAAGCAUCUCUGAAUAGAGUUCAAGUUAGCUCAUUUAAUGGGGGCUCCCAGCAAAGUCUAAUAUGAUUUCUGGUAAGGUCUGGACCCUUGCUUCUAUUUUUAAUAGGUUUCUUUCUGUCCACACAUUCCUAUCAUGCUAUGUACUGGAAGGUUAAUGUCCUAACCUUCCAGAUGCAAAAAGAGACUUUAUAAUAAGCCAUGCUACUACUAUGUGAAUACAUUCUUGGGUUUCAAGUUCUUGUUUAUCUGUUUUGGAAGAGUUGGAGAGACAAUAUAGAAGUAUUGAGAUUAAUGUUUAUUUUUAUCAGUUUGGUAGUUUUUGUUUGAUUGAUUAUCCAAGUAUUUUGGAACAGGCCCAAUCUAGGACAGCCAAGAAGGAUAAAUCUGUGUUCUACAGUAUUCUGAAUUUGCUUCUUUUCUAAGAUUAAUUUCUGUCAAAUUAGUGCUAUGAUAAUUGAGUCAAAAACCUGAAGUUACUGUCUCCUCCCAUCUCCGUACCCACCCCACCCUCUGUCUUGUUAAGUGGCCUUGGACCCUUGUCUCCCCAUAUUCUGCCUCUCCUCUUUCAAAGGUUUGAAAAUAUAACUUAGAUUUAUGAAAAAACAAAAAACAAAAAAACAACAACCUUCCUUCCCCAGCAAAUCAGUCAAAGUCAAGGAAAUUAUAAGAUACAGAAUUAUUUCAGAACAAUCCUUAACCAAUACACAGUACAAAAUGUAUUCCUCAGUAAGAAGCCAAGUUUAAACAAUAUAGCAAUGUGACAAAUGAACAUCAUAGGAAGCUAAAUAUAGUGAGUACUAGUCAGGCUUCACAAUUCAUCUGUGCCUUCAGAAAGGAUAGCGCAUAUAUUUCCUUUCCCUAGUUAGGGAAAUUGAAAUUCUGAUGCUUGACUACUACAUGUGUGUGCUGAGGGCUUGUGAAUUAAUAAUUAUAAAGCACGUGUCUCCACAAGUCAAGUUGGAAAAACCUUCACUCGCUAUAUCCCUCCCAUCAAGGACUUGGGAACUUCUUGGCAUUUCUUCUAAGCAUAGAAUCUUUUUAAGGAAACCUCCAUCUUAAUGGGACUGAAGCUAAGUUUGCUUUACUCCUGCUUUCUAGAUCUCGUAUUUUCUUCUCACGUUAGCACUCUUUUUCUUUUCUUAAUCCACGCUGUUUUCAUUAAUCAGAAAAGAUGAAUUCCUCCAACAAACUUCCCACUACCAUCUUCUCUUUGUGGACACUUAAGUCAGAGAGUGAAUAACCAGAAACUAACACAGAAGACAAUUCCCUAGCCUGGGUUAGAAAUGUGAGUAAAUUUUAUCUUUUUUUUUUCUACAAGUUUUCUAGAGAUAAAAAUAGGUUUCUCUCUAUAUUCUGAAAGGAGACGUUUGAACAUGGAUUGCAUAGUUGCACCACUUUCUCCUUGGUUCUCUCAGAUGAUGUCCCCUGAACUAAAAAGGAAGCCAUCAUUCUCAUCUGGUACAUCUGACUUGGACUUGAUUUGAUGACUCAGCUGUUUUCUUUGCAUCAUUCUUAUUUCUUAUAGGUGAUAGUCUAUAUUGCUCAAGAGCCGAUGCUUUAAAGCAAGUCUAUCAAGGAUAUUUCUGAGAUGAACAAGGAAAACAUUUAAAUGUGUCAAGUGCCAUUAAUCAAUUUUUAAAAUAACGGUAAUAUGAAAUGAGGGCUAAAUAGUGUAACCUAACUGCCAAUUAAAGUACACAGUAGUUCUGGUCUUAGUUACCUUUGAUAUGAAGUUAUAGGCCAUUAAGCAGAUCCCCAUGGGGUUAGUGAAAACAUAGGCAUAGCGUUUUAAUGGCUACAAUAGGGGCGUACAUUUAGACUGCAGGUUGAACUUUAAUCAGUGUUUUUCUAUCCUGGUGUUUUGUGAACAAUCCAAAAUUUCUACAAAGCUACCCUAAGUGCUGCAAUUGCAGAGGAACUUCCCUCUUGGUGGCAUUAGAAGGUUGUCCAAGGCCACUCAGGUUUGAGUCCAAGAUUUAGAAUUCACCCAGAAAACCACCAAUGGAGAAACACUUAAUGCACCGAGUAUGUUUGACAUUCCGUACUGGGGACAAGUGAGUAUAGAGAAAGAGAGAGACACUACUGAACAAAGACAAAGUUGACAUGGAAGAUAUAAAAAGUCCCAGAAGAGGACAGGCUUAAAGAUGUUUGACUUUGGAUUCUACUUCUUGCUUAGAUUUGGGGUAAAUGCUUUAGCAUGAUAUUGGAUUUAGAGGGGUUGCUUUUGGUAAACUGACUUGAAUCCCCCCAAAAUUAGUGGGUUAAUAAACACCCUUUCUAGACCUGACAGAUGGAGGAGACAUAAAGCAGCCCAAAGAAUCUAUGACUUCAGAAACUCGUAUAGUAAGCCAAUAUUGCAGAGGGCACAGUACCCUUCUUAGCAGCCUUUGUGCCAUAGGAGGGGGAAAGAACCCAUGUAGGGGACAGGAGGUUUUUUGUCAGGAAUAAAUUUCAAAUGGCAAGGUGCACUGGUUCUAACCUCAAAGGCCAACAUUGUGGGAAAGUGAUGACAGAUAUCUAAGUCAUCCCCUCCAUCCUUUGGGACCCAAGGAGAGGCCUUGAUUUGAUCUUAGAAAAUGAACAUGGGAUGGGAUCAAGAGGGAAAUUGGGUGCUCUGCCUCAGGUUGUCAAAAAUGCUGCCACCCACAUUAUCAAAAUGUGAGUCAAGCCCAUGAGACGCCCCCUUAAGGGCAGCAUCCUCUGGGGUGUAUCAGCCUGACACUCCUGCAGUAGUCGUAGGUGACUGAAUGGCAGCCAAUGCUGGCCCACCCAGAGUAUUGGUGCAUCUCGCCUAACACCGGAGUUCAGCAGUGCAUGUUGGUCAGGUGGAUAUCCUGUAACAUAAAUGCUCGUUUGGAUCCAAAAGGAAAACCAUUAAAAAUAAAAGGAAGAUGAACAACUUUAUUGUUGGGGGAGGGUGGGUCAAGGAAAAGUAAA